Saccostrea cuccullata (small rock oyster) is the source of this 8829-nucleotide messenger RNA. Its product is annotated as tetratricopeptide repeat protein 28-like. Lineage: Eukaryota; Metazoa; Mollusca; Bivalvia; Ostreida; Ostreidae. The coding region runs from base 373 to 8742 and encodes 2789 amino acids. The transcript is spliced from 16 exons. The record is from RefSeq and is a predicted model, not a curated record. Gene Ontology annotation, molecular function: protein binding.
ACUUAAACAAGGUGCGAUAGAGCGUCGCGGUGUCACACUACAUGUGUUACCUUGCCAAGUAGUGUAUUGUUUUCGCUUUCCUUCAGCUUGAUUCGUUUGGAGAAUAUAAUAUCGUUCUGUUUUCUGUGCUUCUUGUGAUAGAUUUCGCUGGAAAUACGUAUAUUAAUCGUGUGAUGAAUGGAGUCCUCAAAAAAUAAGAUGAAAUUUAUUUGACAAAAUGGCGGACAGGUAUUUACCUGUGUAAAAAGACAUUUACACGAUUGUAUUAGUAAUCGUCAUGUAAAAAAAGAGAAAAGGAAUUUUAUCUCGAAUUGCUUCUAUUUGUCAUGUGUAUGUCUUAUUUUGGAUGUCUACUAAAUGAAAACCUAUUGAAUGAAUCGAGCGGAGUCCCGAGUCCCGGGCCCACCUCGGCAAGGCGGAGGCAAACAUCAGUCUGGUGAAGACACAGCCUCCAAAAGUUCAGCUCAGCCUUUUCAUCGAUCACAUGGCAUAAGAGGACCACCUUCACCCAGAUCAAAGGGACCUCCCUCUCCCAGGUCCAAGGGACCCCCAUCUCCCAGAGAACCACCUUCCCCCAUCACGCACCGAGCCCCGCACCACCAUGCCGAAUCCCCGCAAAUGUACACGAACCAUUCCACCGUGUCAAAUCCCAGACAACCCACUUUACCUUCCUCUGACAGUCAGCAAACUUCCUGUGGACCCAGAGGAGCCAACCAAACCUUGUAUCUGCAAAAAAUUCGGGAAAGUUCCGAAGCUGUAAACAGUGGAGAUUUCCGCAGGGCCAUCCAGUUGUAUUCGGAGGCUAUACAUCUUGAUCCAUCCAACCACAUUCUUUUCACUAACCGGUCAGCAGCCUACUGCAAACUGAGGCAGUUCCAGAAGAGUCUCGAAGAUGCAAAACAGGCCAAGCAGCUCAACCCAAAGUGGGCAAAGGCCUACCUACGUGAGGGUGUAGCACUACAGAACCUAGGACAGCAUGGAGAAGCAUUGGCUGCGUUUGGGGCGGGGCUGGCCCAGGACUCCAACAACGCCAACCUCAUAACCGGUCUUAUUGACGCAGCGCUCAAGUCCCCACUCAAAGACAAACUUGGACCAACCUUCAACCAAUUGCAGAAGUUGAAACUAAACCAGAGUUCUUUUGUUAUCAUCUCUGUGAUUGGUCAGGAGCUUUUGGCCGCAGGACACUACAGUGCUGCUGUGUCUAUGCUAGAAGCUGCGCUGCAGAUUGGAACAUGCAGCUUAAAACUUCGAGGAUCUGUCUUUUCUGCUUUAAGCAGUGCAUACUGGGGCCUGGGGAGCAUAGAUACUGCCAUUUCAUACAUGCAGCAUGAUCUGUCUGUAGCAAAAUCACUUGGGGACCAUGAUGGAGAGUGUCGUGCCUAUGGAAACCUGGGGUCAGCCUACUUCUCCAAAGGUCACUACAAGGAGGCGCUGUCCAAUCACAGAUACCAGCUGGCCCUGGCGAUGAAGCUCAAGCAGCGGCAGGCAGCGGCGUCUGCCCUGGGCAGUCUGGGUCAUGUGUACACCGCCAUCGGAGACUAUCCCAAUGCUCUGCAGAGCCAUAAACAGUGUCUCUUUCUGAUGAAGCAAAGCGGAGACAAACUUCAGGAAGCUAGGGAAAUCGGAAAUGCUGGGGCUGUGUAUCUGGCCAUGGGAGAAUUCAGUAGUGCAGUGGAGUGUCAUAAUAAACAUUUACAAAUUGCCAAAAAUUUGAAAAAUAGUGUGGAAGAGGCCAGGGCUUAUAGUAACUUAGGAAGUGCAUUUCAUUACAAAAGGGAUUACCAGAAAGCAAUAUCUUAUCAUAAACAGGUUCUUCAGAUUGCGGAGGAAAGACAAGAUAAAACGUUAGAAGCCCGGGCUUAUGCUGGACUGGGCCAUGCAUCUAGGUGCAUGAUGGACUAUGAAAAUGCAAGAAAAUAUCAUGAAAAACAACUUGACAAUGCGUUACAGACUAAAGAUAAAGUGGCUGAAGGCCGAGCUUGUUCAAACUUGGGAAUUAUCUUUCACCAACUCAGUGAAUUUAAGUCUGCUUUGAAACUUCACCAGGUGCAUCUUCGCAUUGCAAAGGAACUUGGUGAUAAUGCUAGUCAGGGACGUGCUUAUGGUAAUUUGGGAAAUGCUUACUGUGCUUUAAAGAAUUACGAACAAGCUGUGAAAUAUCAUAAACAGGAAUUACAAAUUUCUUCGCAAGUGAAUGAUAGACAUUCGGAAGGAGCUACUCAUGGAAACCUGGCCGUGGCCUAUCAGGCAUUGGGCAUGGUGGAGAAAGCCCAGUUUCAUUACACAUCUCAUCUCAACAUCUCUAAGGAACUCAAGGAUACUCCCAGUGAAGCUAGGGCCUUGUGUAACUUGGGAAAUUUUUAUAGUUCAAGGGGAGAUUAUUCUAGUGCUGUGAGAUUUUACGAGCAAUACUUAAUGUUGUCACAAGAGUUGCAUGACUCCGAGGGUGAAGCUAAAGCUUGCUUUAAUCUUGGUUAUGCUCAUUUUGCUUUGGGAAAUCACCUUGAGGCUGUGAGAUAUUAUGAACAGGAUAUGUCCAUUGCUAGGGAAUUAAAAGACCAACUGGGCAUGGCCCGGGCUUACUGUAACUUGGGCCUUGCCCAUAAAGCUUUACAUGACUAUCAGGAAUCCUUAGAGUGUCAAAGGAACUGUUUAACCAUCAUGAAGAGUAUAAAGAAUACAAAGGGUAUAUUCAGAGCACUGGGAAAUAUUGGAGAUGUGUUAUUAAAACUGGGUGAUGUGACAGAAGCUAUAGCAAUAUACAAGGAACAGUUACAAAUGGCCAAACAAACAAGCAGUAAAGAUUUGAUAGCAACUUCUUAUGGUGCAUUGGGGGCUGCCCAUAGAAGUCUGGGCCAGUAUGACAAAGCUUUAGGCUACCAUACCCAGGAGCUGAGUAUCAGGCAGGACAUGGAUGAUCGCCGUGGUGAGUGCAGAGCACAUGGGCACCUUGGAAAUGUCCACAUGUCCCUGGGACAUUAUAUGGAUGCACUGAAGUGUUAUGAGGAACAGCUGGAGAAAGCCAGGGAACUUCAGAAUAGUUCCUUGGAAGCACAGGCCUGUGGCAAUCUUGCAAUAACAAAAAUGAACAUGAACUGUUUCGAAGAAGCAAUUGGACUGUUUGAACAGCAGUUAGCCAUGUUAGAACAAGUGAGUUGUGCAGCCUCUAUAUUUGACAAAGGCCGAGCUCUGGGUAACCUUGGUGACUGCUACGAAGCCCUGGGAGAUUUUGAUGAAUGUGUCAAAUGUCAUGAACAGUACCUUGCCAUUUCUCAACAAGCCAACAGUUUGUCUGAUCAGGACAAAGCAUACAGAGGACUAGGAAAUGCCCAUAAAAAUAUGGGCAACCUCCAGCAGGCUCUGGUGUGCUUUGAAAAGAGACUUGUUGUGGCCCAUGAGCUGAACAACAGCUCCGCAAAGGCUUCAGCUUAUGGUGAGCUGGGUUGUUUGCAUAGCCAUCUGGGUAAUUUCGAGCAGGCCAUUUCCUGUCUUCAGCAUCAGUUGACCAUUGCUCAAGAGAUGGAGGACAAAAGGUGUGAGGGGGAGGCAGCGUGUGGUUUGGGAGGGGUUUAUCAGAACAUGGGCGAUUAUGACAAGGCUCUGGAGUAUCAUCAGAUGGACCUAGAGAUAGCAGAACAGACAAACAAUUCCACUUGUCAAUGUCGAGCCUAUGGAAAUCUUGGUCUUACCCAUGAGUCACUGGGCAACUUUGAGGAAGCCAUUCAGUAUGAGGAGCAGCAUCUGAGCAUCGCAGCUCAACUGAAUGACAGAGUGGCUAAAACUCUGGCUUACAGCAGUCUGGGUCGUGUUCACCAUGCACUCAAUAACCAUUCCCAAGCAGUUGAGUAUCUGCGGCAAGGUCUUACGAUAGCGGAACAGUUGGGAAGAAAAGAGGAUGAGGCGAAGAUUCGCCACAGGCUCGGUCUGUCCCUCUGGGGUAAGGGCGACCUGGACGAGUGUCAACAACAGCUAUACAAGGCCACAGACUUAUUUGAGAGCAUCAGACGAGAUGGACAGCUCAACAGCGAGUACAAGAUGUCACUGUUCGAUCUUCAGACAGCCUGUUAUCAGGCGUUACAGCGUGUUCUGGUUUCCUUAAAUCGACAUGAGGAAGCUCUGGUCAUGGCCGAGCGAGCCUGCACUCGAGCGUUCAUCGACUAUCUGCUGGAGAGACAGGCAGGAAGCGAUGGGAUGUUCCGGAAUGAUAUUGACCCUGCCCCAAUCACUUGUGACCAGAUCGUCAAUAUCGUCUCCAAACAGAAGUCUCUGGUGCUCUGUUACUCCAUAGCUGCUGGUUAUCUCUAUAGCUGGUUACUGACCCCAGAUAAUGGCAUUGUGAAAUUCCAUGAGACCAACAUGACUGAGCUAGAGGCGGAUUACGGAGAACACAGCGACACUCUGAGUAUGAGGAGUGUUAACUUUGGCUCCUGUUCUGUUCUGGAUCAGUAUGUAGGACAUGUCAGGGAGUCUAUGGGAAUAGAAAGCCACACUGUCAGGAACAACAGCAGUCGUGAGAGCGAGACAGACAGUGAAUCAGACGACGUCUGGCAACAACACCUGGAGGAGCUCGGUGACAAACUAAACGCUGAGAAUGACAGAACUGGAUUCCUCCGGAUGGUCAACCGGAACCACAAACUCAACAGCAGUAACUACAGCCUCAGCAGUAUGUUCAGUCUGUCCACCACCUUCACAACCAACAGCUUCAACAUGCACAGAAAGUCUAGUCUACGCAUGAAAUCCCAGGCAUCCUCAAGGGCUCCUCUUUCUGUGCUGUAUCAAGUGUUGAUUGCUCCCAUGGAGGAAGCCAUUGCUACAGUGUCUGCAGAAUGGGGAGGGGGACCCAUUGACUUGGUCCUGGUUUUACAGGGAGAGCUGUAUCUGAUUCCGUUUCCUGUGUUACGGAGAGAACAGAAUCAGGAGUACAUGUUCGAACGUUUUAAUCUGCACAUAAUGCCGUCCAUCACUGCCCUCACUAAUGGCCAGAAGCAUGACCGUCAUGGCCGACCUGUAAUUGACUCCUCUGGAGCUGUCAUUGUGGGAAGUCCGAAAAUGCCAUCUGCUGUCAGUCAAGGAUGGUGCUUCAAAGAUAUUCCAGGAUCGGAGUACGAGGCUAGAAUUGUGGGAGAACUUCUGACCAGCCGUCCACUCAUUGGAGCAGAAGCCACCAAAGCAGCUGUGUUGAAUCAGAUAGAACAAGUGGAGGUGAUCCAUUUUGCCUGUCACUUGUCCUGGAAGCUCUCCUCCAUUGUGUUAUGUCCUGGUGAUAAUCUGACCACCCAGCACUCCUUUCCCUCCAUUGACUCGGAUGACAGUUCUAGUGAUAUGGGAGGCUUUGAUGGACCUUCAUUAUCAGAGUAUCUUCUCACAGCAGCAGAUAUUCUUAACCUUAAACUUCAUGCAAAACUAGUUGUGUUGAGUUCAGGAUACACGGACGAUCGUGCAGGUCGUAUAAACUCGGACGGUGUGGUGGGGCUCACUCGAGCUCUGUUGAGUGCAGGUGCCAAGUGUGUUCUUUAUUCUCUCUGGCCAGUUCCAGAUGCUGCAGCCAAGCUUCUGAUGAGGAAUUUCUACACUGCCCUCCAGGAGGGUAGAAGGGUGACACAAGCUCUGUCUCAUGGAAUCAAGUCUGUUCAGUCUACAAAACAGUUUUCCCACCCUGCUAACUGGGGAGGCUGGAUUCUGGUGGGUCAUGAUAUCAAGCUCAGCAGCAAGAUAGCUUUGAUGGGACAUGCCAUCUGUGAGCUGCUGCAGUCACAGAACCAAUGUAGGGAAGCCAUGAGAGUCCUGUUGCAUUUGAUUGAAAAGUCACUACAGAGAAUUCAUCAGGGUAUAAAGAACUCCAUGUACACCACCUGUCAGUCCAUUGAGAACAAGGUAGGGGGAAUCCCUGGCUGGAAGGACCUUCUACAGGCAGUGGGAUUCCGGUUUGAGGCCGCUAGGAAUGGGUUGCCACCAGCAGUGUUCUUUCCUCAGACAGACCCUGGGGACCGACUGACUCAGGCCAGUGCCAGUCUGCAGGCUCUACUGGGUCUACCACCAAGCUGCUUGACUGCUUUGUCAAAGUUCCUUCCAAAUUAUGAAGCAGGAGAGGCCUACAUACUAGUGAUCAGAGACAUUUUGAGCAAAAUGGCUGCAAAGGAGUCCAACAUUGAUGUCCAGAUCUGUGUCAAACUGUGGCGCAUGACCGGAUGUCACGAGUUCUUAGCUUCUCUAGGUUUGGACUUGGUGGAAGUUGGAAAGGAUGAAGUCACCCUUAGACUUGGAAAACAAGCUAACCGUCGCCAACUUCAGUUUGCCUUACAGUCUCUAGUUGCUGUUUUCGACACCCAGGAGGCCCCCAAGUCCUUGUCUGUGGACAGUUCCAGCAGUCUAGAGAGUUUAUCCUCCUCCCACAGUGGCUCUACCUCAACCUCCAACUUCUCCAAGGGAAGCACCCCUCCUCUGUCCCCCAGGGGGAGCAGGAAGAAGUCUCUCUUCAACCCUGCAGAAAUGGAAAAAAUGAGAAUGAUGACCAAGAUGCAACUGAUGCAUCAGGGAGGACUUUCAGGAAGAAAAGUUAGCUCCAGAAAUCAGAGGACCGACCCCUCUAUCUACCUCAACCACCAGAGCAGAAUCCGUAACAUGUACGGACCUUCUGGUACCACUCUAUCUCAUCAUUCCCAUCACAGUGAUAUUCAUGAGCUUCAGGAGAUCAGUGAGAAUAGUGAAAGUGAAACUGAUGGCCAUACGAGUUCUGGAAACAGCUGGAAGGAAUACAGGAUGACUGUGUCUACAAAUUCUGACAGCGAGUGUAGCACCAUUCCUGAUGCUAGAACUCCUGAUCGAGACAUGCUACAGUGUAGUACAGAGCACUAUAGUUUGUCAGAUGGAUUUAGCACACAGUCUCCUAGUAGCUGUACUCAGGAAUAUACGUAUUCGUAUCCUGCAAAAUUAAGUGGGAGUGUUCGGAGUGGAGGAUCCGAUUAUUCUGAGCAUGAAGAGUAUAAUUUCAGCAGACAAAACAGUGGGUAUAGUGAUGUCAGUGUUAGUAGUUCUGUGAGAGACAGUGAAAGGUCACACCGUAAGUCAAACUUCGACAGAUAUGACGCUCACAGGAGCUCAGAUUUGUCCAAUAUUAGUAGUGCUUGUGAAGGGGAACCGCAGAAUUCUUUGUCGGAUAGUGGAAGUGAUCUUUUCCAAAGGAAUGAUGCUCUGAGGCAGUCAGACAUGUCUGAUACCAGUGGAAUAAGUGAUACCAAUGGAUUACCCAAUGAACUUCCAGAGGCGAUGAUUAUUAAAAAUAUCAAAAAUGUUGAGCCAGUGCCAAAUGAGUCAGGAUUUCAUUCUGAGGUGACUUCAUCAAAUCAAAGUGAUGCUAGCCAACAGAGCAUUGAUGUGACUAAACUUGGACAUAAGGAGUUAGCUCUUCGCAUUAAUGCAGAUGUUGAGAAUUAUAGGGAAAAGUUAGAACAUGUCCAAAGAGAAAGUCUUGCUUCAUCCAGACAAGAGGCAAUGGCUUUACGUAAAGAAUUCCAUAGUUCACAAAAAAUCAGUGCACCUGCUCUUCAGCAAACAAUUGGACAUUCUAGUGAUGACAGAAGUGAAGUUGGAAGACAUAUGCCUUUUGAAGGCAAAAGACCACCACCUCCCAUUCCCAAGAAACCAAAAUCAUUUCAACCUUACACAGAAAACCUUUCCUCAAACUCACCUCAAAGUGCCAAUGUGAACAAUACUCACCCAUCGCCAGCUCAAGAUUUCAAUAAUGUGAACUCAAUAGUGUCCAGAAUCAACUCUUUAACUGUGCAACAAAAUGUCCAGUCAAGCAAUAUCUCAGCUUUCACUAGCUCAUCGCCAAAACAACUUUUUUCUUCCAUGAAGAAUAAUAAUCAGACAGUGGACAAGGCGUCAUUACAAAACCUUGCAAGAGGUAGUGUCACUAGAGAUGCCUCUUCUUUUCUCAAUUCCAUCAAUUCUCAAAACCAUCAAAGGCCAGACAGUAAAAUGAGUGUGAGCUCUUCUGCUUCUUCUAUAGUGACAGUGAUUCAUAGCCCUAACAAUCCAGUGAAAAUUCCCCCAUCAAACAACAGACUAACACAAUCACCUUCACCGAUGCAUAAUAGUCAAACAAGUACUCCUGAGAUUCCUGAAUCUCCUGUCAGUGGAGGAGGAAAUGGUCAUCCUUUACAUGAUAAUAGUUUUAACAGCUCUCAUGGAUCCACAAGAGGAACUAGUCCAAAGUCCAUUCUGAAUUCUUCGCCGAGCUGCUUACGAGAAAAGAACAAGAAACCCAAAAAGAGAGUGAGCUUCUCAGAUUCUGAACCCAGUGAUUUGGACUCCUCCAGCACACAAAACUCGAAUAGAGCUAGUCCUGUAACCCCCAUACAGUUUCCUAUUAAUCCAGCAGACAGAUUUAAACCUAACAAUAUCAUUGGCUCAAAACAACCCAUUCGUAUAGCAGGGAAUCAUAUCAGUGAAACACCUAACCAAUAUCCACCAAUGAAAACUUUUGGAAAUGGAAGCGUUCCUACGGCAAUGGAAAGCUUCUACAUGAAUGGUACAGUGAGAGGUGGAGUGGUUGUAAACGGAAAUCAAAACCCCAGUGCAAUGGAGCUCAGAAAUAGUGCUCUUCCUACCUACAAAGCUAACCUGGGUCAGACCGGGGUCAAUCCUGGUGGACCCGGGACGCGGACCUCGGACCAGAUUAGACAGUUGUACUUGGGAAGGGGUAGGAAGACUCAAGUAUUGCAGUCAUCAAAGUGCUAACUCUUCUGUGAUCUUUUUACUUUUCAGAUAAACUGUGGAGUUUUAAUUUUUAAUGCAUGUAUUUUUUGUGAUAUUUCUAUGCUCACA